AUGGGUAUCAAAGGCCUCACUGGACUCAUAACCGAGCACGCACCAAAUGCCAUCAAAGAACACGAAAUAAAAACACUCUUCGGUCGCAAGGUCGCCAUCGACGCCUCCAUGUCCAUAUACCAGUUCCUCAUCGCUGUGCGCCAGCGCGACGGCGAGAUGCUCCAGAACGACUCGGGCGAGACGACCAGCCAUCUCAUGGGAUUCUUCUAUCGCACCAUACGCAUAGUGGAGAACGGGAUAAAGCCGGCGUAUGUGUUCGAUGGGAAGCCACCAGAGUUGAAGAAGGGCGUGCUAUCCAAGCGAUUGGCGCGACGCGAGGAAGCAAAGGAGGAAGGUGAAGAAGCCAAAGAGACCGGGACCACAGAGGAUGUGGAUAGGUUCUCGCGCCGGACGGUCAAGGUCACGAGGGAGCACAAUGAAGAGUGCCGGCGACUUUUAGGGCUAAUGGGCAUUCCUGUGGUCGUCGCUCCGUCCGAAGCUGAAGCACAGUGUGCAGAGCUCGCACGAGGGGGCAAGCGGGAUCAGAAGACAUGGACACCCUCAACCUUUUCAGCGCCUAUACUCCUUCGACACCUCACCUUUUCUGAAGCCAAGAAGCAGCCUAUCAGCGAGAUAAAUCUCAAACUUGCCCUCGAAGGACUCGACAUGGACAUGAGUCAAUUCAUAGACCUUUGCAUCCUGCUCGGUUGCGACUACCUUGAACCGAUAAAGGGUGUAGGCCCCAAGUCUGCAUUGAAGCUGAUCAGGGAGCAUGGUGAUCUGAAGACUAUCAUCAAACACCUACGGGCAAAGCAAGCUGAGAAAGCGGAAACAGCAGCGUCCGAUAACGAGGACGAGGACCCACCCGCUGGCACAUCCGACGUCGAGCAGCCUGAUGAUGAGGACGAAAAGCCGAAGCCUAAGCCAAAGAAAAAGGGCAAGGGCAAGGGUAAAGGCGGUAUAGCCGUUCCCGAAGAAUGGCCUUGGGAGGAGGCAAAGAAGGUGUUUGAAAAACCUGAUGUGACGCCAGCUGACGAGAUUGAGUUGGAGUGGAAAAACCCCGAUAUCGAUGGGUUGGUGCAGUUUCUAGUUACAGAAAAGGGUUUCAAUGAGGAUCGUGUACGCAAGGGUGCAGAGAAGCUGCAAAAGUUUUUGAAUGCUAAGCAACAAGGGAGGCUAGAUGGGUUCUUUACUGUUAAAGCAAAAGAGAAGAAGGAACCUCCAAAAAAGGGUAAGGAGAAGGACACAAAGACAAAGGGAAGCGGAAGGUAUGUACCCGUGUACUCUAACGAAGAUAACGAGUCUGGAUCGAAGGGCAAAAAGACCCGAACGAAAAAGUAG
Messenger RNA from Desarmillaria tabescens, 1320 nucleotides. Its product is annotated as flap endonuclease 1. The transcript is spliced from 9 exons. Gene Ontology annotation, cellular component: cytoplasm; nucleus. Lineage: Eukaryota; Fungi; Basidiomycota; Agaricomycetes; Agaricales; Physalacriaceae. Gene Ontology annotation, molecular function: DNA binding; 5'-flap endonuclease activity; 5'-3' exonuclease activity. The coding region runs from base 1 to 1320 and encodes 439 amino acids. The record is from RefSeq and is a predicted model, not a curated record.